GCCAAUUACAGUCGCGGCAGCGCGUCCGGGCGGCUGCGCUUGGGCGGGUUUGGGGGUAACAUCUGAGCGAUUAAAGGGCUGGGGUCAGUUGCCCGACUCCAGCCCGCGUCUAGUGCUGGUGGGAGGGUUGCGGCCGCCGCGAGGGAGCGAUGACUACGGAGCGACCCGGCACAGUGCCCCAGGGCAGACCCGGGACACCCCGAAUGCUGGGGCUAUGCGGAGUCUGUAGGGUUCAGGUAUUUGCCGCGAUCUUCUUGCUGCUGUUGUCUCCAUCAGGAGUCGGGGCCGCGGCAAAGAACGACUUCAGUCUGGUUCAUCCGCUCGUGACCAUGGAGCAGCUGCUGUGGCUGAGCGGGAAGCAGAUCGGCUCUGUGGACACCUUCCGCAUCCCGCUCAUCACCACCACUCCUCGGGGCACUCUCCUUGCCUUUGCUGAGGCCAGGAAAAUGUCAGCAUCAGAUCAAGGAGCUAAGUUCAUUGCUCUGCGGAGGUCCCUGGACCAGGGCAGCACAUGGUCUCCAACAGCUUUCAUUGUGGACGAUGGGGAGACCUCAGAUGGGCUGAACUUGGGGGCAGUGGUGAGCGACAGGACAACAGGAACGGUCUUCCUUUUCUACUCCCUCUGUGCUCACAAGGCUGGCUGCCAGGUGGCCUCCACCAUGCUGGUGUGGAGCAAGGAUGACGGUGUGUCCUGGAGUUUGCCCCGGAACCUCUCCUUGGACAUAGGCACCGAGAUGUUUGCCCCCGGACCGGGCUCUGGCAUUCAGAAACAGCGGGAGCCUCGGAAGGGUCGGCUCAUCGUGUGUGGCCACGGGACGCUGGAGCGGGACGGGGUCUUCUGCCUCCUCAGCGAUGACCACGGCGCCUCCUGGCGCUAUGGGAGUGGGAUCAGCGGCAUCCCCUAUGGCCGGCCCAAGCGGGAAAAGGAUUUCAACCCUGAUGAGUGCCAGCCCUAUGAGCUCCCCGAUGGCUCAGUCGUCAUCAAUGCCCGGAACCAGAACAAAUACCACUGCCACUGCCGAAUCAUCCUCCGCAGCUAUGAUGCCUGUGAUACUCUGAGGCCCCGUGAUGUGACCUUUGACCCUGAGCUCGUGGACCCUGUGGUGGCCGCAGGGGCUGUAGCCACCAACUCCGGCAUUAUCUUCUUCUCCAACCCAGCCCAUCCAAAGUUCCGAGUGAACUUGACCCUGCGCUGGAGCUUCAGCAAUGGUACCUCAUGGCAGAAGGAGAAGGUCCAGCUGUGGCCGGGGCCCAGUGGCUACUCCUCACUGGCAACCCUGGAGGGCAGGGAGGACCAGGCCCCGCAGCUCUAUGUCCUGUAUGAGAAAGGCCAGAAACAGUGCAUAGAGAGCAUCUCCCUGGCCAAAGUCAGCAUAUACGGGACACUCUAAGCUGUACACCUGCCAAGGGGGUAGAAGACCCUGGACUCAGCCUCAGGACCGUGGGUCUGUAGAGGGUCUGCUAGAGGGGCCUAGAAGACGGUUCCACCUUCCUUUAGACUCUAAUGUUUUGCAAAACCAACUUCUCUUUGACAGGGAAAUCAUUCCUUUAGGACUAAACACCUGGCUUCUCCCACAUAGGAAGAGUUGCCCACACCUGGGAGCACUUCCCUUCCACAUGGCUGGGUCUGUCCUCUUGCCCACACCUGGGAGCACUUCCCUUCCACAUGGCUGGGUCUGUCCUCCCGCCCUUCCUGCCCUCCCAGGACAAUGAUUGGUCCUUUUCUUAGGCAGGGCCAGGUGGGCCUGUAGCAUUAAAUAAACGUGAACUCAGGGAAUUGGUGAAGGCUUACCUCUUCGGGGUAAGAUACUGGCUUUGGAGAGGGUUGGUGAAAGUUCCAGAAGGGCAGGACAUCUGGUUUCAAGGUAGGGAACGAGGUGCACCACCCACUUUGACUAUGUAUGAAUCAAAAUGUUUAUAACUUAAUGUUUUUAAUGAAGGAGAAUGAAUAUUUGCAGAGUCUCUGUGGUUCUCUCGAUGCACAUCUUCAUGUCUGUUUUCCUCGUGCACACGUGUGGGA
Molecule: messenger RNA, 2020 nt
Organism: Hippopotamus amphibius kiboko
Lineage: Eukaryota; Metazoa; Chordata; Mammalia; Artiodactyla; Hippopotamidae
Gene: NEU1
Product: neuraminidase 1
Exons: 6
Coding region: 150-1391 (413 amino acids)
Biological process (GO): ganglioside catabolic process; oligosaccharide catabolic process
Cellular component (GO): lysosome; membrane; cytoplasm
Molecular function (GO): exo-alpha-sialidase activity
Source: RefSeq, a predicted model, not a curated record